CAAUUAACUGCGUCAUUACAAUAUGAAGGAGAAUAAUUGUUUAAAACGAACCAGGUAUAUAAUUGUGUGUGCAGAUGCAAAAAUGAUUUUCAAGGCUUGUUUCAUAGCUGUUGUUUUGUUGACGAACACACAAUCAUAUGCAGGCUCUCAGAAAAUAACCGAUGCAGAUGAACAGGUUUCAAUUUGUUUACAAGAAUAUACACCAGAUCUACCUAUAACCUUUACGUGGACAACAACUGAUGGUCAAAGUACCGACUUGUGUGUGGAGAAAGAACUCAUUGCAAAUUGUGAGCCAAAAUUUAGUGAUGCCUUUCUUUAUCCGAAAGUGAAUGCUGAUGACUAUGAGGCGCAUAUCGAUGAGAAAGGAUCUUGCACUGUAAUAGUCAGACGGCUGUUUGAGAUGGAAACCACAUUUAUGAUCAAUUCAAACACGGGAGGUUUGAAUAAAGCAAUGCUUAACAACCAUUUGCUACAUUCGAACGCUUCGUGGGCCUGUGCAAGUGUUAAAAGAGGGGAGGUAUCUAGCCAAAACAGUCAUGCGUCGCUGCCACAUGCGGUGGUAGCAAUUCUUAUUGUUUUAUCUGUUGUUGUUGUUGUUGUGGCGAUAUUUUGUGUACUUUACAUGUGUAUUAAAAGAAUUAUCAGUGGAGGUUUUCACCAACGAAGAAGUGGGUAUAUACCUGUUAAACAGAACUAAUAAUAAAAAAAUGUAUGAGCUCAACGAAAUUCGACGAGUUCGACGGGGGACAGCCAUAAUAACCUAAUAUACGUAAAAUGUGUGAAUCUUUUCCGCCAAAUAAUCAAAUUAACUCACAGUUAUAUAAUCACGGACAGCCAUGAUUGUUUGACUAUGAAAACAAGGGGCCACUAGUGAAUAUCAUAUUCACUUAACUAGCGAGUGUUGAUAAAAAUAUCAAAUACUAAUAAACUUUUUUCAUGUGUUUUGAAGCCAUUGGUAUUAAGGCUGUAUAUUUUGCCAUAUAAAAGGUGGAAUAAGAGGAGUGAAACUAUUUUAGAGUAGAUUUAAAAAAGAAGCACAUCGGAACAAUGUUCGCUAUUUUUAUGUUUUAAAUAUAUUUUAGACUGCCAUAUUAUUAUUAUGACGGAAUUUGUCAGAAAGUUUGUUUUAUUGGAUGAAGUGUUAAAAAUGGUGUAUUUUUGUAUAUUAAUUAUGACCUUAUGAUAGAAAACCAGAAUCGGAGACAUUGUUCAAAAUUAAGGCAAAUUCACGCUUUCAAUAUUUAUAAUCGGAUUACAUCAUACAUGGUUGGCUCGAGCUUGCUUGACCUGAUUUCUUCUUUGCUCUAGCUGGAGCAGUGUGUGUAUACCACGUGAUAAAUUGCGUCAUAAAUGCUACGUCGGAAGGCAAUACUUUGCUUCGAUUGAAGACUUUAAACAAUGAUAACUUUUCAUUGUCUUUACCACUUUAAAUGAAAGAUAGCGCAGUCUAUGCCGCUAACAGAGCCCCGUCUUCGGUCUUUUACCAAAUUUUUAUUGAGAGUUUAGUUUCUUAUAACACUUCGACAAAACUUUUCACGAUACGGCCGUCUGACGGAGCACUGUCAAAACAUUGUUUUGGAAACAGGUUUUUCGAAGUGUUUGAUGAAACUAAUCACCUCAUCAAACUCCGGUUAUAAAACAAAGGUGGGGCUCUUUAUGCGGCAUAGACUGGCCUUUAUUUCAUUUAAAAUGGUGUACGAAGCGAAAAGUUAUCUUUGAUUUAAGUCUUUAUUUUAAGCAAAAUAUUGCCUUCUGACAUAGCAUAUAUGACGUAAUUUUGCACGUGGUAUAUAGUCAGUGUGGAUGUAAAGGGUUGAUUUACUUUUUUACUACUUGGUCAUAGUAAAUUGAUUGGUGAAUAGAAUAUAAUGGAAUAGUUUAUUUGGAAUUUAACGAACAAAUCCUCGUCCAUCAACAUGAUUAUACACAUGAACAAAUGUAAAAAUAUACCAUUUAGUAUUACAUCUAUAAUACAUUACAAAAUAUCAAAUAUAUACUAUUCCUAAGGCAAACAAACAUAAACUCAUAUUAUCAAAGCAAAUUUUAUACUUGUAUCAAUAAUAACAAAUUAAUUUACAAACAUAAAGUAUAGUUUUAAGUCUAAUUUUUAUGAAACAUACAUAAUACAAAACAACAACAACAACAACAAAACAACAACACAUCAUUGAAUAAACAAAUUAGUUCGUGUUUUGAGCGCACAAUUAAUGAAAGCCACUAAUUUCUUUAAAAGUUUCUCAUUACGUGUGUUCAUCGAUUCUAAAAAAGAUAUCAUGUAAGGUCUUUAAACAUUAUAUAUCGCUUGCGUAUAGCUUUAUACUUAUUACAAAUGCACAAGAAGUGAUAAGGUGUCAUAGUUAUUAUAAAAUGCAACCAGCUUAACAGAUUUUGCAAACCUGCCAUUGCAAGCUGUCUUUAAUUGGCAUGAGUUCCAAAUGUCAAAUUUGUGUCAUUAAAAAUCUCUAUGCCAAAAACCUUUCAGCUUGGUGCUGUGUUUAUAUUUUUAAAUGUAAAACGGGCUGCUAACUAGUUUUAUUCACUUAAAUUUGCAAUCUACAUGUUCAUUGCUCUUUUACUUGCUAUUGUUUCGUAUAGAUUUGCUUAUAUUUUAAUAUUUUUUGUG
Molecule: messenger RNA, 2620 nt
Organism: Mya arenaria
Lineage: Eukaryota; Metazoa; Mollusca; Bivalvia; Myida; Myidae
Exons: 5
Coding region: 23-697 (224 amino acids)
Source: RefSeq, a predicted model, not a curated record